AUGGCUGAUUGGGAGACCUUUCUUCGAUCUAAAGAGGCUCAGCUGAAGCCGGCUUCUGAGUUUUCUCAAGCCCCGAUCAGGCGAAAUGAACUGGUUACUCACAUGUCUUAUCAAAGUAAGUUUAGCCUCUUCUUUUUGUUUUUUAAAAGAUUCCUGAUUUUAUUAAAAGUAAAUACGUUAAAUUUAUUUUAAUCAUACUUUAUUUGUUCAGAAGCAUUGUGUUUUGGGCAAUCACCGCUGGAUAACUGGAGGUACCUUCGGCUAAUUGAAUGCGAGGUUUGUAACUUUAUAUUCUUAUUGUUUUUUGUUUAGAAAUGCCAUCGACUGGUCAAGCAUGUUGCUUUUGCCCAUCAUAUGAGGCGUAGGCAUUUGGCGGAGCCGCAAUCUUCAACUUCUGGAGACGAAUCUCAGUCGUUCUUGCUGUCGCCACCUCGUCAACGUAACUUGUCGUAUGUUGCCGAGAAGAAGAACGAGCUGUUGUUGGUGUUGAAGCGAACGAAGUUUGAAAUGGACUCUUCUAACGACGAUGAGGCUUUGUCUGUAUGUUUUUACAUUUUUUUUUGAUAUUUUAGGUAAUUUUGAAUAAUUUUAGGUAUUAUUUUUUUUAAUUUAGCUAUAUACUUAUAACUUAAUGAGGUAUAUAUUUUUGAGGAUGUAAAAUAGUCAGUUUAGGCAGUUUUUUGCACAUUCUUUAAACGAUAUGCUUAAACGUUGUUUCAAUCUCAAAUAAUUGCUGUGUUUUAGGUAUCUUCUGAAGAAAAUUUGUUGAAGAAAGCGAAAGAAAGAGAUACAAAAGACCUCACGAAGCUUGCUUCUAUGAUAGAUACUAAGAUCACUGAUAUUCGUUCCUAUUCUCGAGACAAAAAGGCUAAAAAGCCAAGAAUGUUACAUCCUAAGACUAAUCAGAGUUCAGACUGUGUCGCUCUUCGGACGAGGCGACAUUUGAAAGAGAUAGAGGAUCACGAAUAUCACAAUGGCGAUUCUUUAACGGUACACAUUAAAAGUGAAGAUCCAGCUCUAGAAGUUGACACAACCAUCGAGCCGAAGUCUGAGUUUGCUAGCAAUUGCGACGGCAGUCCAGGAUACGUUUUCAACUCAGCUAAUGGGAAUGCACAAUCGGAACCUGAGCCUCCCGUUCAGUCCAGUUUCUUGCAAGAACUUAUGGGACAGCCGACUGAACCCUUACCGAAAACACCGUCUCCUCCGCCGCCAAAGCCAAUUACCAGUUUUAUGGUAAAACCUCCGCCAACUCAUGGUAAUUAUAUACCUGUGAACAACGUUGUUCGAGUCAUACGACCGGCUCAGAAGCCUAUUCCCGUUUCGUAUAUCAGAGAAGAUAGUUAUGUAUACAAUCAGCGUCCGUCUAUGUCUUCAAUAGCUGGAGGGAGUGUCGAACUACCUCCUCGAUCUCCAGACAUGCCUCAUCUCGAGAGGGAAGAUGUUUUAUCAGGGUCAAACGAAUGUCAACCUGGGCCCAGCUCUAGAAAUGAUAACUUCAAAAGUCGACCAAUCGUGCAUCAUAAGCAAGAUGUCAGACGAGCUCAGAAGCAUAGUCUACAGGAGCUUACACCAUUUGCGAACGAGUAUCUUGAGUACAUGAAUAAUGGACACUCGAACAAUGCACAACAUCAAGAGUUUUGGAAACAAAACAAUCCACGGAUAAAGAAUGUCAGACUAGUACCAGCUGGGACAGUGAAAAUGCAACGUCCAGAAUUUGGGAAUCGUAAGUUUUUUUCGGAAUUUUCUGAUUUUUUAAUUAGCUAUCACUGUUUUCGGGAUUUGAAUUUUAAAAUUGUUUAAACUUUUGAGUAAAUUUUAGAAUUAAUUUAUUAUCUUUUAGCUCGCAUGGAAAUGUCCAAAAAGUAUUACUUAAAACCAGUGGGACCUGCUGGGUACUUUAAACCUCAACAACAACCCAGACCUGUGCACUAUUAUCCGCAGGCACAACGACCCCAGUUCAUCCCUUACCCUCAACAAACCAUAAGGGCGAAGAUGAACAAGGUGUUCGUAUUUCAUGGCCAAAAACCUGGUGAACAAGAGUUUAUCUACCAGACAGGUCAACAAAUCGGGAAACGAUCGGGCAGCUUCGAAUCAGCACUGUCAUUGGAGAGUGCGGAACUGAUCACGGUAUCGGAUGACUCGGAUUCUGGGAUUGGGAGAACUCCGUUAACGGAUUCUGGAAUCACUCCUCCUUCAGAUUCGGAAGACCCUGGCAUCAUUGUGGAACAUGUAAAUCUAAACAGUAAGUUAUUUUUCGGUCAAGAAAUGUGUGAACAAAGCAAAACUUUUUACUAUUGUGAUAACCUUUAUAGUUAUUUCUUUAAUUGUUUGCUGUUUUCUGUUUUGGUCCUUAGAUCAGUAACCUUUUUCACAUUUAAAUUAUAUCACAACUUGCAGAUGGCGGUAUGAACGGAGCAAACAAGUCAUAUCUAAACCAAAGAUUCUUUAUGGUACCCCCAAACUACGCGGAAAAUCCCCACUUCCGUCAGCCUCCGCAACGGCGGUAA
Messenger RNA from Bursaphelenchus okinawaensis, 2507 nucleotides. The record is from the annotation of a GenBank genome assembly. Lineage: Eukaryota; Metazoa; Nematoda; Chromadorea; Rhabditida; Aphelenchoididae.